Molecule: messenger RNA, 1713 nt
Organism: Saccharomyces paradoxus
Lineage: Eukaryota; Fungi; Ascomycota; Saccharomycetes; Saccharomycetales; Saccharomycetaceae
Gene: BOP2
Product: Bop2p
Exons: 1
Coding region: 1-1713 (570 amino acids)
Source: RefSeq, a predicted model, not a curated record
AUGGUGGCCGCUUUAUCGUAUUUGCCUACCGAACUUGUCCAAAGGAUAUUUGAGUUCACCGUGGUGGAAACAGACUCUCAAUAUUGGCUAUACAAUUUAGUGACUCUAAUCGACUUUUCAGUCUUUUCGAAGGGUGGUGGGCCUAUAACAGAGAAUUUCUUGACGAAUUACGUCAAGAAGAACUUGAUGGUUUUAGAUCUGACCUGCGAGGCUACACAAAACUCAAUUUUACGAUCGGAGUACGGGUUUCUGAAGAGGUUGUUGCCAUACAUUGAUAUGAACACGCAAUAUAUCAGAGUAGUUGAUUUGAAGACCAAUGCUAACGAGAUCCGGAAUUUCAAAACAGAGAAACUUGUUGUUCUGUUUGAUGAAUUUUCUGAUUUGAAACUUAUAGAAACCUUUUUCCCCUUGGCUAAUUCUAGUUCAAAUAUAAUCGAGUUCGUGUUUUGUGCUCGUGAUGUAAAGAGUUCGUUUUAUUCGCCUUUGGAAAAAUUGCAUACUGCGAACAUCGUGGCAGAUAUUGAUAUUAACACAUUGUAUCUGGAUUUUCUGGAUUCCAAUGUUUAUUCGGAUCAAAAUUUCUUUGGGAUUUUUGAUCCAGAUAUUUUCCAGCUGAUUAAUAAAGACUAUAGAAACUUCUUUUCCAAGACUAGCGAAAAGGGGAAGGGAAGACCCCCCGUUUGCAAGAAAAUCUGUUUCCCCUUUGUUGAAACAUUGAAUUUGGAUUAUAUGGCCCUUGAUUCAUUCUUUAGUUCGAUAUUGCAUAAACUAACAACAAAGAUAAAAACGUUUGAAAGAAAUAACGAGUUUGACGUGGAUAAAAACUUAAAUUUAAACUCGACAACGACAGUUGCAGCCCUAAUUAUCAAGUCGAUCUUGCGACAAUUCUUCAACAAUUUUGAUAUCAACUUCCCUAAUUUGGUUACCUUAAAUUUUAUCAAGAUAUCUACUUACCCAAACAGUAAUGAGAUUACUCAGUGCUGUAACUUCAUAGAUUUAUCGUCAUAUGUUCUAAACAAAUGUUUAAGUGAAAAUAUUUCGAUAAAUUUCCUCUUCCAACUGCACUCUUUGAAAAAUUGGUCAAUGCCCAAGAUUAAAGAAUUCACUGGUCACAAAUUCAAGUAUGACGAAACAACCUCUUCAGGUUCACCAGAAAGAUAUAUCAAGUCAUUGAGGGGGAACAUUAAAAUUUUGCAAGAAAUGGCAAUUAACGAAACCAACGAUGGCACUUGCUAUUUUAGGGUGAAGUUGAUACCUGAGGGGGUGGAAAAAACUCAAAUCAUCAACUGGAUUCCCUUCACUUCUUCGUUUGGCGAUGGCACCGCCAAGCAAAGAUACGAUCUAAAAAGGCCAAUGAUUUGCUUGAAAAAUAACUCGCUAAGAUCGCUAACUGUCAAAAUCAUACGUAUUGAAAAGUGUUCGUCCAUCCGAAUCCAAGGGUUUUACCUACCAAAUCUAAAGGAAUUGUUCAUCAACAAUACCCUUUGCGAUACCGCCCAACACCAAAAACAAGCGUCAAAUGAUAUGAGUUGUAUAGAGUUCACAUCAUGGAAUGAACUACCACAAUGCAAAAAACUGGGGUUUGCCCAAUUAAAAGACCACUCUAAUUACGUUCUUAAUAUCAGUAACCUACAAGACCAUCUACCAAAUUUAGACCUCCGGGAGAGCUUUUCAACUUUCUUCGAUGUAAGGCAGAAAUUUGUUGUAGUCUGA